Messenger RNA from Kockovaella imperatae, 967 nucleotides. RefSeq lists its product as hypothetical. Lineage: Eukaryota; Fungi; Basidiomycota; Tremellomycetes; Tremellales; Cuniculitremaceae. The coding region runs from base 128 to 715 and encodes 195 amino acids. The record is from RefSeq and is a predicted model, not a curated record. The transcript is spliced from 5 exons.
AUGGCUAGUUGGAUCAAUCUACUACUUAGCCUGUCAUCGCUCUCUCUUGUGCACUUCUUGACCUCUCUACAACAACACUUAUCACUGCGUCAACCAGAUCUCAUCCACUACCUGUCCGAACCUCACCAUGCUUUUCAGACUAUCCUGGGUCGCCGUGUUGGCCACGGCCGUUAUGGCUCAACUCCAAGUCGACACGCCACCAUCCUUGAUUCAAUGCCAACCCGUUCAACUCAGCUGGAGCGGCGGUACAGGACCUUACUUUUUGGCCAUCCUUCCAGGCGGUCAAUCGGAAGCUGCUGCGCUUGAGAACCUUCCCAACGCUGAUAACUCGCCAGCCACUUGGCUCGUCAAUAUCGCGUCGGGAACUAAUGUGACCAUCCGAGUGACCGACAGCACUGGUCAACAGCAAUACUCUUUCCCUCGCACCAUCCUCGCAGGAACCAGUUCAGAGUGUCUCGGCAGCGAUGCAUCGGUCUCUGUUGGCGGAACAACCUCUGCUUCUGCCACUGGCGGCGGUAGCGAUGGCUCGUCUAGUCCCACUGCGUCGGCCACCUCGGGAUCAGGCUCACCCACUUCGUCGUCUGGUUCUGGUGCUUCCGCCGCAUCCUCCGCUGCUGCUCAGACUUCCGGAGCUGCCCUGCCUGGAACUCAAGUCACUGGUAUCAUGUUCACCGUUGUCGGUCUCUUGACCGCUGCCUUUGGUGUCACUGUCUAAGCGCCGUCAAUUCCAAUCGAUAGACGCGCCUCAGCAGUCGGACCGACCAUGAAAUAAGCCAACUCACCCAAAUCAGCCGAUGCUUUCGUCACCAACGUACAUCCUGGUGGCUAUUCCCAUUUGCAUAUCCCCCCGCGCAAACUUGUUGUUUCGAUUCAAGUGUACGCCAGCCCGCACUCCUUCCUCCCCCUUGUAGAGCCUCGCCGUUUUCCCCCUUUUAAUCUCAUUGUAGCUUGAUGCAUCGUUUCAUUG